Messenger RNA from Pelagomonas calceolata, 1983 nucleotides. The record is from the annotation of a GenBank genome assembly. Lineage: Eukaryota; Pelagophyceae; Pelagomonadales; Pelagomonadaceae.
AUGCUCGACAAACUCUUCCGCGCGCACAGCGAGAAAAAUGGCGCGGCGAUGAACGGCGGCGCGGCGAUGAACGGGACGGCCUCGACGAAGGAGAACCCGGGCGUCCGCCGAGAGCUCUCGGAGCGGCCGACGCCGGACAUGUUAAGGCGCACGGACUCCAUGACGGCCUUCCACGCGCAGAAGGAGUUCCAGGACCGCACCGUGUCCAUCGGGAACGACGAAAGAGAGUAUUUUGUCAGUGGCUGUUUGCUAUUACUAGACUGCGCGCGCGGCGAUCUCGAGAGGGUCCACGCGGUGGUCAAGGACUCGCCCACGCUCGUGAACUUCUGGGAUUAUGAUCGGAGAACACCGUUACACGUCGCGUCGUCGGAAGGGCGCGCCGACGUCGUGAAAUAUCUCCUCGCGCACGACGCGCGGCCGAACCGCUCCGACCGGUGGGGCGGCUCGCCGCUCGACGACGCGUUGCGCCGCGGCCACCAGGCCACGGUCGAACUCCUACGGAGCAAGGGCGCGAGAUUAGGCACGGCGGACCACGUGUCCCAACUCAUGGCCGCGUGCAACGCCGGCGACGUCCGGGACGUCGAGGACUGCCUCGCGGCGCCAGGUGCCGACGUCAACGUGAGGGACUUCGACCAGAGGACGCCGCUGCAUCUCGCGGCGGCCGAGGACCAUGAAGAUGUGGUCGCAUUACUACUCAUGAGGGGCGCCAAAGUCGACGUCAAAGAUAGGUGGGGCUGCACGCCGUGUGAUGAUUGCGUCCCGGGCUCGGCGGCGGAAAAGGCGUUGCUCGCGGCCGGCUGCUGCCGCACGGAUAUGACCCAUGACAAGAGCCACGACCCGUUCCGAGCCGAGUCGCCCGAGAAGCGCGACGACGACCAAUUUGUGGUUGACUACCGGGACGUGGAAUUAGGUGAUAGGAUUGGAGGGGGAAGUUUUGGGGAAGUGCACAUGGCGCUCUGGCGCUCGACGCCGGUAGCGGCCAAGGUUAUUAAGUUGAUGCCCGGCGGCGACGCGAAGCAGAAGCAGGCGGCCCUCGAGGACUUCGUGGCCGAAGCGAGAAUUCUGAAGACGCUGCGACACCCGAACAUCUGCAUGCUCGUCGGUUAUGGGAUCGAGCCGGGCCACGAACUUAUAUUGUCAGAGCUCAUGCAGUGCUCUCUCUUGGACUAUUUACGAUCGUUAAGAUCCCACGCCGACGGCAUGCCGAAGCCGCGGGCCAUGCGCUACGCCGUCGAAUUAUCGCGGGGCAUGCGUUAUUUACAUGAACAGACGCCCGCGGUGUUACAUAGAGAUCUAAAACCGGCCAAUUUACUAUUGGACACGUCGAACACCUUGCGGAUCACGGACUUUGGCCUGGCUACUACACGAAGAAGAGGUCGGGACGCCAAGGAUUCCGGGCGGUUAGAAGCUAGAAAGCAGAUCACGAAGAGUGUUACAAGGGUGUCCACCCAAUACGAUUUAACGGGUGCCACGGGAAGCUUCCGGUUCAUGGCGCCGGAGGUCGCGCUGUCCCAGCCCUACGGGCGCAAGUGCGACGUCUACUCCUUCGCGAUGAUUUUUUAUUAUCUCCUCGAUAGUAGGAGCCCGUGGGCGAAUAAAGAUGGAGAGACGGCCGCGCGCCUCGCGAUCUCGGGCGCGAGGCCGGAUAUUCGGAGAGACUGGGAUCCUAGGGUGGUCAAGGUCUUGACGGCCUGCUGGGCCGACGAGCCCAGGUUAAGGCCCUCCUUCCGCGCCGUCAUCGAGAUGAUCGAAGCGGCCGACGUCGACGUCGAGGUCAUCGUCCAGGCCGGUUUAGAUCAAAGUGUCCACACGACGAAGUCGAAGAAUCUGCGGCGGGGUUCGAUACAGUCGCGCAAGCGCGUCGCGAAGAAGCAGCCGUCUCCGGCGGCAAUGCCGAGCUUCUACCAGCACCAGGCGGGCGGCCAUCACCAGCCGCCCGACCGGCAGCAGUCCAUGGACAACUGCAAGUGUACCAUCUGCUGA